Molecule: messenger RNA, 2294 nt
Organism: Myiozetetes cayanensis
Lineage: Eukaryota; Metazoa; Chordata; Aves; Passeriformes; Tyrannidae
Product: oocyte zinc finger protein XlCOF19-like
Exons: 2
Coding region: 1048-1869 (273 amino acids)
Source: RefSeq, a predicted model, not a curated record
CUCCCCCAAAUACACCCAAAGCUCCCCAAAUCCCUUCCAAACCCCCCAAAGAGGGAUCACCUGGCACCCUGGGAAGGGAACAGAGUGGGCAGCACUGGGGUCACUGGGCUGUACAGGGAGGCAUGGGGAGGCACUGGGUUGUACUGGGAGACCCCUAAUCCCCAAAGCCCCUCCUCAUCUCCCCCAGGACCCUUCUGGACCCCAAAGCCCCUCAGGCCCCUGACUUGGUCCUGCUGCCCCUUGAGCAUCUCCAGCUCCUGCAGAACCAGCAGCAUUUCAUGAGCAAAUUGGCAGCUGACACCAAGCUGGGGAGGGUUGAUGUGCUGGAAGGCAGGAGGGCUCUGCAGAGGGACCUGGACAAGCUGGAUCCAUGGUCUGAUUCCAAGGGUUCAACCAGGCCAAGUUCCGGGUCCUGCCCUUGGAGCUGGAGCUGCUGCCACCACCCCUGCAGCCGCUCCCCCAGCCAAGGGAGCAGCAAAGGCAGGGCCAGGAGCAGGGACAGGGUCAGGGGAGCACUGGGGGGCCGGGAACCUCUUGGCUGGGGCAGGAAAGAGCUGCUGGCCACGAGGAUGGGGUGUUGGUCCCAGCCACUGAUGGGGCCGAGCAGAGCACGAGGCCUCCUCGGCCACCUCAUGGGGUGACACUGUCUCCUACCUCCAGGGCACUGCUCCCAAAAUCUUUGGGGAGACCUUUUGUGUCUGUUGCUGGUUGCUGCUUCAUCCUGGGGACCUGAGGGCCCCUCUGCAAUCCCAUCCCUGGGGCACAAUCUGCUCUCCAGAGCUCGACUGACUCCCUGCAGACUUUGCAGGGCAAUCUGUGCUCGCAGCUGCAUCCUGAGCCCGAGCAGGAUUUGUCCUUCCCAAAGCUUGGGCAGAUGGAGGAGGAGGCUGCAAGGAACAGGAAGAUGCCUUUUGCCACUCAGGCAGGUGAGGAGGAAGUCAGUGCCCCUUUGGCCCUGUCUUGUGGUUCCUGUGGCAGCCGAGCAUCGCCCCCGGCUGCAGGACAACCCCGCUGGCGCCGCCGUCCUGCUGGGGCUGGAUCUGGGGGAUGUCCUUGGCCUUCCCUCUGGGCCGGAGGCAAAUCCCCUGCCUGUCCUUCUUCCUUCCUGCCCCAGGCCCCGAGCUGAGGACGGAGAGCACGGAGGACAAAUCCCCCCGGCAGAGCCUGGUGGGAGAGGCCGUUUUGAAGGGCUCCCCGGUGCAGGAAGGCAGCGGGGAGGAAAAGGCCCAGAGAUGCCCCCGGAGGAGGGGCUGCAAAGCCAGCCCAGGGAGCUCUGAGGAGGAAAGACCCAGCCUGUGCCGGGAAGGCGGCCGGAGCUUGAGCCGGAGCUCCGAGCUGGUGGUCCCUGAGCAGCCUCCCAGCAGGGAGAAGCCCUUCAGGUGCUUGGAAUGUAGGAAGAGCUUCAGCCGGGGCUCCCACCUCUUCAGGCACCAGCACAUCCACACUGGGGAAGGGCCCUACAAGUGUGGGGAAUGUGGGAAGAGCUUCAGUGACAGCUCCAGCCUGAUCCGACACCUGGUUAUCCACACUGGGUUACGGCCCUACACGUGUGGGGAAUGUGGGAAGACCUUCAGUUACAGCUCCACCCUCCGCACCCACCAGCGCAUCCACACUGAGGAACGGCCCUACAAGUGCUUGGAAUGUGGGAAGAGGUUUCAGACCAACUCCAAUCUCGUCCAGCACCAGAGGACACACACAGGGGAGAGACCCUUCCACUGCACCGACUGCGGGAAGGGCUUCAACCAGAACUCCACCCUCAUCACCCACCGGCGCAUCCACACUGGGGAGAGGCCCUACAAGUGUGGGGAGUGUGGGAAGAGCUUCACCCAGAGCUCUACCUUGACCAAACACCAACGGACCCACCAGUAAGAGAAGCCCCACGAGUGCCCUGACUGCGGGAAGAGCUUUGGCCUCUGCUCCUACCCCAAAUGACCCCCUGAUGGUGAGGCAGCCCCUGGAGUCCAGUGACUGUCAGUCCAGCCCUUUCUACCAAAAAGGGCCAGUCCCCUUUCCCAGGGGCAGGUUGUGCCAACAGAACCCUUCUUGGGGGGUGUGUGGAGAUUCCUGCCUUGGCUGGGACCCCCCAAGGUCACUGCUGGAGGUUGAGAGCAGAGAUCUCCCCACGAGUGUUGGUCUGGGGGAGUUCCAUCCAUCUGUAAUUCAUAAUUCUUGCUUUGGUGCCAGCUUGAGUAGAAUUGCUUCAACAAUUGCUUUAGUGUAGACCACUGUCCUAUCUUAUGCUGUAGUACUGGUAGUUUUAGUGUUUCUGUUGUGCAGUAAAUAAUUCUGAUGGA